GUUGAACUAAGUGAUAAGCUUAUCAAACAACUUGCAUAUGGAGCAGUUGGUGAUUUAUCGCCAAUGGCUGCAGUAUUCGGAGGUUUGGUAGCCCAGGAAGUACUUAAAGCAUGCAGUGGAAAAUUCAACCCAGUCUAUCAAUUCUUCUAUUUCGAUUCAUUAGAAUCACUUCCUGAAGAUAAUGAGAAAUGUGGUGAAGAGGAAUUUGCACCA
This is a messenger RNA of Racocetra fulgida, 213 nucleotides long. The record is from the annotation of a GenBank genome assembly. NCBI's taxonomy places the organism in Eukaryota, Fungi, Glomeromycota, Glomeromycetes, Diversisporales, Gigasporaceae.